Pseudozyma hubeiensis SY62 is the source of this 2487-nucleotide messenger RNA. RefSeq names its product STE/STE20/PAKA protein kinase. The coding region runs from base 1 to 2487 and encodes 828 amino acids. Gene Ontology annotation, molecular function: ATP binding; protein serine/threonine kinase activity. Gene Ontology annotation, biological process: intracellular signal transduction; regulation of MAPK cascade; protein phosphorylation. Gene Ontology annotation, cellular component: cytoplasm. The record is from RefSeq and is a predicted model, not a curated record. Lineage: Eukaryota; Fungi; Basidiomycota; Ustilaginomycetes; Ustilaginales; Ustilaginaceae. The transcript has a single exon.
AUGUCUGGCUUCCGCAGCACGUCGAACCAGGCGCAUGGCGCACCACAAGGCGGCUCCUUCGGCUCCUUGACACCGUCACGACCAGCACCACCCGUUCCGGCAAGCAAGCACAACGACCCUUUCUUGCCACCCCUAUCUCAAUACAACUCGGGCUCCUCAGGCGUCGGCGCCGGCGGUGGAUCUUACACCGGUCCGCUCCGUCCUGCUGGGCCAGGCGCUACCGCUUCCUCCGGUGCGCCCGCUAACCAUCUCGCCGGCAACAACUCGGGCUGGCAGCAAGCAGGUCCCGGCGCCACCACCAGCGGCGCCGCCGUUGUGAGGAAAGGCUGGGUCAGUGUCAAGGAGGAUGGUAUUCGCUCCUGGAUCUGGAGCAAGCGCUGGCUUGCUCUGCGCGAGCAGACGCUCACCUUCCACAAGAACGAAACCACCUACCAGGCCGUCGCGCUCGUCUUCCUCAAGGACAUCUCGAACGUAUCUCGCACAGAUCUCAAGCCGUACUGUAUCGAGGUCGAGACCAAGGAGAAGACGUUCUAUCUGCAGCUCAAGAGCGACGAGGAGCUCUACGGCUGGAUGGAUGACAUAUACUCCCGCUCGCCGCUCAUGGGCGUAUCCUCGCCCACCAACUUUGUCCACCAGGUCCACGUCGGCUUCGAUCCCAUCAGCGGAGCCUUCACCGGUCUGCCGGAACAGUGGUCCAAGCUGCUUACCACCUCGGCCAUCACGCGCGAGGACUACGAGAAGAAUCCUCAGGCGGUUCUCGACGUGCUUGAGUUCUACACCGAUAUUCAGAAGCGCGAGCGCGACGAUUUUGGCCUCGGUACGCCCACCAUGAACGUCCAAGCUGGACGCAAACCCAACGAGGUUGCGGGCGCUUCGUCUGCGCCUCGUUUCAAGGCCGGCACUGGCUUCGCUGGAAGCGCGGGAGCCGACUCGUCGUCCAGCUUGAGCAAGGACGCUCCCCAAUACUCUGCCGCGUCCAAACCGCCUUCGGAUGCCUUCCGAAGCUCGUCUGCUGCCGCCGCCUCAUCGUCGGCCGCAUCUUCGCUCAGACCCGCACAGACUGCCAUGGCGAGGCGACCUUCCGACGACGGCCGACAGGGCGCAUCCAGCCCAGCCUCAUCCCAGUCCUCCUCUUCCCGCCUCGCUGGCUCCAACGACUCCAAGUACGGCCGCGCAACGCCCCCCUCCGGUACAUCCGCUGCAAACGCAUACCCAGAUCUGGUGCCUUCGCGCAAGGCGCCCGCCGCUCCCGGCGCUGCCAAAGUCCCGACUCCUGCAUCCUCGCUCGCUUCCACGCGGCCAGCUCCGCCACCUCCCAACUCGUCGGCACCUUCGAGCAGACUGGCCAACGACGGCGGAGUGCAGGGACUCAACGUUAAGACCAAAGAGCUCAAGCUCGGAAGCGAUUCCGCUGGUGUCGCAGCGUCGGGCGCUGCUGGCGCUGCGAAGGCUGCACCCGUCGCCAAGCAGCCCUCGCCUGUGGCGGCGGCACUGAGUUCCGCUGCCGCUGCACCUGUCAAGCCUUUGCAGACGGCCAAGAAGGAAACGGGCGCCAAGACUGCACAGCAGAAGGAGGCCGAGCGCCGAAUCAGCACCAUGUCCGAGGCGCAGAUCAUGGACAAGCUGCGCGCGGUGGUGAGCCAGGACGACCCCAACAUGCUCUACAGCAAGAUCAAAAAGGUGGGUCAGGGUGCUUCGGGAUCGGUAUUUGUCGCCAAGACGCUGGCCACGGGUCAACGCGUCGCCAUCAAGACGAUGGAUCUGUCUCAGCAGCCGCGCAAGGAGCUCAUUGUCAAUGAGAUCCUGGUCAUGAAGGAGUCGCAGCAUCCCAACAUUGUCAACUUCCUCGACUCGUUCCUGGUGCGCAACAAUGAGCUGUGGGUCAUCAUGGAGUACAUGGAGGGCGGUGCAUUGACGGACGUCAUUGACAACAACACGCUCGAGGAGGACCAGAUCGCGGCCAUCUGCAUGGAGACGUGCAAGGGUCUCGAGCACCUGCACAGCCAGAGCAUCAUCCACCGCGACAUCAAGUCGGACAACGUGCUGCUCAACGCCAGCGGUCAGGUCAAGAUCACAGACUUUGGCUUCUGCGCCAAGCUGACGGACCAAAAGUCGAAGCGCGCCACGAUGGUGGGCACGCCGUACUGGAUGGCGCCCGAGGUGGUCAAGCAGAAGGAGUACGGUGCCAAGGUCGACAUUUGGAGUUUGGGUAUCAUGGCCAUCGAGAUGAUCGAGAACGAGCCGCCGUACUUGGACGAGGAGCCGCUCAAGGCGCUCUACCUGAUCGCCACCAACGGCACGCCGACGCUCAAGAAGCCCGAGACGCUCUCCAAGAACCUCAAGAGCUUCCUGGCGGUGUGCCUGUGUGCCGACGUCAAGAGCCGUGCCUCUGCCGACGAGCUGCUCCACCAUCCGUUCUUGCAAUCGGCGUGUCCACUGUCGAGCCUCGCGCCGUUGCUCCGAUUCCGCACCAAGCCAGACCGUUGA